CCUUCUUUUAAAGUUCCCCUGGGGGGGAAGUGUGGAACAACCAGGACAAAGCAGGGGAACAGAGUCAAAUUUAAACUAAAAAUUAGUAUUUCACACAUCUUCCGUACCAGGAGGAAAGGCAUAAACGUGAAGGCAAGGUGAAACGCACAGAAAAAAAACCACGAUCUCGACUUCCCGAUAACGCCAGAAAUUAGAGAAAAUGGCGGAGCCGGACAAAUUAAACAUCGACUCGAUAAUUCAGCGUCUCCUGGAAGUGAAGGGCUCUCGGCCGGGGAAGAACGUUCAGCUAACGGAGAAUGAAAUUCGUGGCCUUUGCCUCAAGUCUCGAGAAAUUUUCCUGAGCCAGCCCAUCCUGCUCGAACUCGAGGCUCCCUUGAAAAUCUGCGGUGAUGUCCACGGUCAGUACUAUGAUCUCCUCCGGCUCUUUGAAUACGGAGGCUUCCCCCCAGAAAGCAACUACCUGUUCCUGGGCGACUACGUAGACCGAGGGAAGCAGUCUCUGGAGACCAUCUGUCUGCUUCUCGCCUACAAGAUCAAAUACCCCGAAAACUUCUUCCUGUUGCGUGGCAAUCACGAGUGCGCUUCAAUCAAUCGAAUCUACGGUUUUUAUGACGAGUGUAAGAGACGGUACAACAUCAAGUUGUGGAAGACCUUCACCGACUGCUUCAACUGUUUACCUGUGGCUGCCAUCGUAGACGAGAAGAUCUUCUGUUGUCACGGAGGACUCUCUCCGGACCUCCAGUCCAUGGAGCAGAUCCGCAGAGUAAUGCGACCCACAGACGUGCCCGACCAGGGUUUGCUGUGCGACCUGCUGUGGGCCGACCCGGACAAAGACGUCCUGGGCUGGGGGGAGAACGACCGCGGGGUCUCCUUCACGUUCGGGGCAGACGUGGUGGCCAAAUUUUUGCACAAACACGACAUGGACCUAAUAUGCAGGGCACAUCAGGUGGUUGAGGACGGCUACGAGUUUUUUGCGAAGAGGCAACUCGUCACUCUUUUCUCGGCUCCAAACUACUGCGGCGAGUUUGACAACGCUGGCGCCAUGAUGAGCGUGGACGAGACGCUCAUGUGCUCCUUUCAGAUUCUGAAGCCAGCAGAUAAGAAACUGUAUCCUUACGGCGACCGGGGAGGAGUGGGGUUAGGACGACCGGUCACCCCGCCGAGAAAUUCAGCCAAGGCUGCCAAGGCCAAGAAAUAACACCCGCCGAGUCCCCGCCGCCCUCCGUGGGCACAACUUCUGUUCUCUUUUCCUCCCAAACAUGUUUUUCUCACGUCGCCGACGGCAACAACCGGAGGUUCAGCUUCGUAAUUCUAUUUUUUUUUUUUUAAACAAAGUCUGAGCGUCGGUAGGCUCUUUAGUUUUUGUACGUCGUGUGAUCGAUGAGAACGAGAAAGGGAGUCGCUGUUUGUUUGUUUUUCUCUUUCCUGUCUGUUUUUGUUUGUCCCGUUCAUUGUGCGGCCGCGGGACGAGGGGGCGGAGCCUCCACUGUACCUGUUCAAACACGAGUUUUUUUUUUGUAAAGUUCGAUGAAUCCACGUGUGUGUGACCGGCGGGGUGGGGUAAACGGCACAUAGCCACACACUGGGUGCACACGUGGAAACGUGCACGUUAAUCCUUCAACUACACAGAAUCACUAUAAAAACUUUCUUUUCUGUUUUUUUUUUUUCCAUUUUCAAUUAAAAAAUCAGCUCGAUGAGAUUAUAGCCAUGGAUGUUCUGUAGAGUCACUCUUUUCUGUUUUGUAGAUACUUUUUUUCUUCUUGCUUUUAUUUUUAGUUCACUUGAUGCUGAAUAAUAAAAAAAAAACAGUUUAUUUAAAAUAUUCCACCCUGAUCAUCAUCUGUCAUAUUUGUCCCGUAGCGGGCGGCUUUUGUU
Nematolebias whitei (Rio pearlfish) is the source of this 1875-nucleotide messenger RNA. It is a transcript of the gene ppp1caa, whose product is annotated as protein phosphatase 1, catalytic subunit, alpha isozyme a. Bases 200 to 1198 code for a protein of 332 amino acids. The transcript has 8 exons. NCBI's taxonomy places the organism in Eukaryota, Metazoa, Chordata, Actinopteri, Cyprinodontiformes, Rivulidae. Gene Ontology annotation, cellular component: nucleus; cytoplasm. Gene Ontology annotation, molecular function: protein serine/threonine phosphatase activity. The record is from RefSeq and is a predicted model, not a curated record.